AUGGCGUCCGAAGAAACUUCCCAAGCAGCCGCAAACGACACAAGAAUCCCAUUCCACUUUUGGGACGAUGUCCCCUAUACUCGCGGAAUUUGUCUAAACGUGACCCUACGCCUCGAGGAAGUUCUAGACACCAAAAAGCUCCACGAUUCUGUAGAGCGUCUCCUAGAAAUUGGAGACUGGAAGAAAUUAGGAGCUCGGCUCCGCCAAAAUGAACUCGGCAAACUAGAAUACCAUCUUCCAUCAAAAUUCACAAAAGACCGACCAGGCUUCAUCUUCACCACUGCCAACCAUGCAAACCCAAUUUCUUUGCAUCCCCUCGCCUCGCAAAUUCCAUCAACACAAGAAACAAACCAAAUCACCGUCCUUGGAUGCAUGUCAAGCUUCAAUUCAAUAACCAAGCAUGAAAAUGCUCCAAAUGGAAUCGAAGACUAUCUCUCCUCCGACAUCCCACAGCUCUUCAUACACGUUGUGACAUUCACAGACACAACGCUGAUUACAGUGACUUUUCUACAUACCGUCUUCGACGCAAUGGGUCUAUCAUACUUCUUCCAGGCUUGGACUGCAGUGCUAUCAGGUCGAGAAGAUCAAGUACCGCCCUUCUUGGGCUUCGAUGAAGAUAUUCUCGAGGCGAAAACGGACUACGUCCCCGCGGAAAAACAUGUUCUUGCAUCGAAGACGUUUACUAAAUUCCAGAUGGCUGUUUUUAUACUCUGCCGCUGGUGGGAAACAUAUUGGUACCCGGAUAUCCAGGAUAAAGUCAUCUCAAUCCCGAACAUCUUUGUUCAAAAAAUGCGAGAAACAGCGCUCCAAGAGCUCAAAACACAACCGUCACCACAAUCCUCCAAAGACAAAAAUAUCUUCAUCAGCGAAGGCGACAUCCUGCUCGCAUAUCUCUCCAAAACCCUAAUCAGCGCACUAAACCCAACCCCCUCAACACUAAUCCAAAUCUCCAACGUCUUCGACAUCCGCUCCAUCCUAAACAUCUCCCAAACAGGCGCAUACACCGGCAACGCAACAAUCCCCUCCUGCACAUCUCUCACAACACAAUCCCUCCAAAGCAAUCCUCUAAGUAAAACAGCCCUGGCUCUCCGCACAUCCCUAAACGAACAACGCAUCCCAACACAAGUCAAUGCAAUGUCCUCGCUACGCAAGAAAACUCUCCAGGAAACAGGGUAUCUACCCCUGGUAGGCGAUCCGCGUCAGAUUUCGAUUACUUGUACGAAUUGGCAUCGUGCACGGUUCUUUGAGUUGGAUUUCAAAGCGGCGAGGGUCGAUAAUGGUAAUGGGUUGGGAGGAGGGGAUGAACCUUGUAAACCGAGUUAUAUUAAUACGGCGGGGCCGUCCCCGUUGGGGCCGCAUGUUGCGCGGAAUUUGCUUACUGUUACGGGGAGGGAUGGGGUAGGGAAUUGGUGGGUGCAGAUUCUUGCGAGGGCGAUUGCGUGGGAGAGGAUUGAGGAGGUUAUUCGGGAGGUGGGCGGGGAUGUUUAG
Molecule: messenger RNA, 1488 nt
Organism: Penicillium subrubescens
Lineage: Eukaryota; Fungi; Ascomycota; Eurotiomycetes; Eurotiales; Aspergillaceae
Exons: 2
Coding region: 1-1488 (495 amino acids)
Molecular function (GO): acyltransferase activity, transferring groups other than amino-acyl groups
Source: RefSeq, a predicted model, not a curated record